ACUAUUAGCACUCCCGUUUCCUACAUGACCUGAAUGCAGCUCUGCGGUAACGAUGGCUCCUGUCUAUCAGAUCUGGAGACCUGACCGAGGACGGUGCCUUAAAAGCUACGGAAUUAUUGUCGUAUUGUUUAUGGACCUGAUCUUACAAUGUGUUAACGGCUCCCUGAGCACUACUAAUGUUGAGACCCACUACCCAAGAGAUGGACCCAUCAUCACCAGCCCGGUGGUACCUGCUGCAGCCUCAGUGUUUCCUGCAGAUGAAGAUAUAGCCAAGUGUCCGAGUCGGGGUUUGUGUCACCGGCUGCCAGCAGACUGCAUUCAGUGUGAUUACCAUCACAACUGCACCUACGGCAAACCAGCUUUAUUCACCUGUAGGCCCAAAAACGGCGUUCAUUGUAUAGGAGAGUCUGGACAGCAGCAAACCAAUUUUUCUCUCAACAUCACCUGUCAGUUCUGUUGGCAGCUGGACCCAUCCCAGUACCGCUGCACAAACUCCACCAACUGUAUGACAGUCUCUUGCCCACGCAAGCGCUACAACGCCACCUGUGAUGUGUUAGACCACGUGCAUUGCUUAGGUAAAAGACGUUUUCCAAAACGUUUAUUUUGUAACUGGACUGGUGGAUACAAGUGGUCAACAGCAUUAGCACUCAGCAUCACACUUGGUGGUUUUGGGGCAGAUCGGUUUUACCUUGGGCAGUGGAGAGAAGGUCUGGGAAAACUGUUCAGCUUCGGAGGUUUGGGCAUUUGGACUUUGAUAGAUGUCCUUCUAAUAGGGGUUGGUUAUGUAGGACCCGCUGAUGGUUCUCUCUAUAUCUGAAGCAAAGCCCUGGAGACAUGGCUGGUUUGUGCCCUCUUGCUCUUCACACUGCUUCACUCUCAAAAGACUGAAGAUCUGAGAUACUGUGUUCUUAGCACGUUUGCCUGGCUAAGCUUGCUGUGCAACACGUCUUCAUCCCAUCUGCUAACAGGCAGGAAGUGUUUUCCUCAUCACACCAACGAUGAUUCUACCCACACAACCAUCAGAUCAAUCCUAAUCAUUCUGCGUCCGUCUCCUGUUGAGAUCGUGCAGAUGGUGCUGCGCAGGGGUAUGAGGAGCCUGUAAUUACCUCUGUCCAGUUGGUUUGACUUAACUUGUGGUUAGACUCUGUCUUGCUGAUAGGUACCUUUGGUUUCCUGUGGAGCAGUGCUUUCAUGUUGGAGUUGUGUAUUGCUUCUCCCUUGUUGCAAGUUAAAUGCUUCAGGUAGGGGGUCAAAUGGUAGCCAUGGCUACGGAGUAUUUUAUGGCAUCACCACACACAAAGGACAAAUUUAAAGGUGAUAUUUAUAUCCUGAAAGUAUGGAUGUGCAGAAGGGAAUUGCUAAGGUGUUUUUAUUGAUUACAGAUUGUCAUUUCAAUGGCUAACCUGAACAGUUUUUUUUUGCAUGUACUUUAUUUCUUCCCCUACAAUUUAUUCAGCAGUGCAGGUCACAACUGUAAGGACAUUUGUCACAUGGGGGUACAUUUUAUUGUUAAAAGUUCAUAGGUUGACUAAAUAAAACUACUGUAGUCUCAAAGCAGCAGUGGGUAGUAAAACCAAAAGGAAGAAGUGUAAUUGUCUCUUCCUGCUGCGUGUAGUUGGAUUUUUAGUGACGGAUGCAGAUAACAAUCUAACGAUGUACGAUUGUGUUCAUGACAAAUAUUGAAACACUUGAAAUGUGUUGCACUAGCAAACUCAGCUACUUGUGAUUUCCCGUGUUGGGGAUUUUGGAGAUAUCCUCUGCAUUUAAGUGGCAGUGUUCUGUAAAAUGUGUCCUUUACAUAAAAGUCUGUGUACUAACACUGUAAAGUCUUUACUUGAGACCACCCACCUUAUGUAAAUGUUUCAUGUGUUAAUUUUUUUUUCCUCUGCAAGGAUGCUGUAAAUGUUUUUUUUGUGAAGUAAAUAAAAUGGUGAAAUGUU
Messenger RNA from Archocentrus centrarchus (flier cichlid), 1940 nucleotides. It is a transcript of the gene tm2d3, whose product is annotated as TM2 domain containing 3. Lineage: Eukaryota; Metazoa; Chordata; Actinopteri; Cichliformes; Cichlidae. The transcript is spliced from 6 exons. The record is from RefSeq and is a predicted model, not a curated record. The coding region runs from base 53 to 817 and encodes 254 amino acids.